This is a messenger RNA of Polyodon spathula (Mississippi paddlefish), 3939 nucleotides long. It is a transcript of the gene spire1a, whose product is annotated as spire-type actin nucleation factor 1a. Gene Ontology annotation, cellular component: cytoplasmic vesicle membrane; cell cortex. The transcript is spliced from 17 exons. Gene Ontology annotation, molecular function: actin binding. The record is from RefSeq and is a predicted model, not a curated record. Bases 169 to 2508 code for a protein of 779 amino acids. NCBI's taxonomy places the organism in Eukaryota, Metazoa, Chordata, Actinopteri, Acipenseriformes, Polyodontidae. Gene Ontology annotation, biological process: intracellular transport; Golgi vesicle transport; polar body extrusion after meiotic divisions.
UCCAGUAAGAAUCAACUGGAAGGAGGAGAAACAGUGUCAUUGAAUUGAGUUAAUCUGUAUUAGAAGGACACAGUACUGUAUUUACUGCCCUAAAUGAUCUAAUGCUCUGGUAUUUCUGUUUAUUUGUGCUGUUGUCCUUAAUUCUCUCCAUGUGGAUAUAAUGAGAGGAUGGCUAAGAGAGGCGAUGAUGGUGCGAUGCUGAUUCCAACCGCUGUAAAAGAUAAGAGUGAGGAUACUAAUCUUGGGGGUGAAAACAUGGAUUGCGGCGAUGGUGAAGGUCUGUCUUUGGAAGAGAUUUUAAAGCUUUACAAUCAGCCGAUCAACGAAGAGCAGGCAUGGGCAGUUUGUUACCAGUGCUGCGGGUCACUGUUGCAGGGGUCCAGGCGCAGACAUUUUUCUAGAAGCGCUGGAUGCUACGGCAGAAGGAUUGAGGGAGCCGCAGAUGUUUGGGUCAGGAGAGACGGAACGGUACUAGUGCAAGAUGGACAGGACAGUCCAGACAAAUCCAGACUAUCGAUGUUUACAGCAGCUGAGGUGAUUGAGUCUUUAGGCAUUGUGAUCUAUAAAGCACUGGACUAUGGCCUAAAGGAGAAUGAGGAGAGGGAGCUAAGUCCACCCUUGGAGCAUCUUAUAGACCGCAUGACUAACUUUGUGGAAGAUCGGGAUGUGAGUCGAGAUGAGGGCUUUGAGGCAACUGAGGAGGAGGAUGAGGAGGACAAAGAGCCUCAGGACGUCACCAACUUACAGGGCUUCAGGGAUGUCCUUAAGCUAUGUGCUGCACACCUGCCAAGUCCCUCAGACGCCCCCGAUCACUACCAGGCUGUAUGCCGAGCGCUUUAUACCGAAACCAAGGACCUAGGAACUUUCCUGGAGAAAAUCAAGAGCGCCAAAGAGAAUCUGAGGAAGAUGGAGGGGGUGACUACCGAAGAAUCCAACAAAGAUCUGGAUGAGCCAAAUUUCUUAAUUCUGACCCAUUGGGGCUGCCCUUUUAAACGAGCCCAGAGUGCAGAAGUGCUGGUCCACGACCGAGAACCAGUCGGAGAGAAAGAAACUGUGUUUCAGAGUGAGACACCCAAGGUCCCUUCACGGUUCCAGACCGCUCUUCAGCGUCCCCUGACCCAAACUCGGUCUUACUGGAACUUUGCUCAUGACGGGGCUUCGGGUUCAGUGAUCGCCAGGUCCUUCGGGACGAGAUUGUCGAAGAAGGCUACAGGUAAGAGAGUGUUAUUUGUCAUAUCUCAAUUGCAGGUCAAUCGAGAUAUCCCUCCCAAGUUAAAAAAGAGUGCACAUGAAAUUAUUCUGGACUUCAUACGAUCUCGGCCCCCAUUGAAUCCAGUUACUGCUAGGAAACUGAAACCCAUUCCCUGGCGUCCCAGAAGUCUACAUGAGAGGAUUCUGGAAGAGAUCAAAGCUGAGAGGAAACUGCGGCCUGUCUCCCCUGAUGAGAUUAGAAGAAGCAGACAAGAUGUGUCCACCUCAGAGGCACACCAUAGAGCUGGUGCCACUGCAUUGGCCAAUGGUGCGGUUGCAGCUCAGAGCCAGCUUAACAGUGUGGGCACAGCCCACACGGCGGUGCAGAGGAAGAGGCUACUGAAGGCACCUACUUUAGCAGAACUCGACAGCUCUGACUCUGAGGAAGAGUGCAGUCACAGGUCUGCAAGCAGCACCAGUGUAUCUACAUCACAGAUGGAGGAUACUUCUCCAGAAUCUGCUGUUGGCAAAAAGACAUAUCCAAGGUUCCUGCCCAUAUCAUCCACCCCUCAGCCUGAGAGACGCCAGACCCCUCAGAGGCGGCACUCCAUUGAGAAGGAGACCCCAACGAAUGUACGACAGUUCCUGCCUCCCUCGCGCCAGAACUCCAAGUCUCUAGAGGAGUUCUGUUACCCAGUCGAAUGUCUGGCUCUGACUGUAGAAGAGGUGAUGCACAUCAGACAGGUCCUGGUGAAGGCUGAACUGGAGAAGUUUCAACAGUAUAAAGAUGUCUACAAUGCACUGAAGAAAGGAAAGCUGUGUUUCUGCUGCCGAACGAAGAGAUUCUCCUUCUUCACCUGGUCCUACACCUGCCAGUUUUGCAAAAGGCCGGUGUGUUCGCAAUGUUGUAAGAAGAUGAGGUUGCCCUCAAAGCCAUAUGCAAACCUGCCUAUCUACUCCCUGGGAUCAUCUACUCUGCAUAAGGAAGAGAGUGUACCUAAGCCAGAGAAACCUUCUACCAGUCUCCACAGACAGCAUAGUCUAUACAAAACUGUCUCCAGAUUCUCACCUGCCUCUAAGUCAGUGGAGUCAAGUGAUGACCUUGAGCUUCCCAAAGAGCUUACAGAGGACUGGAGCACCAUGGAAGUAUGUGUGGACUGUAAAAUGUUUAUCUCCGAGAUCAUCUGCUCCAGCAAGCGGAGCCUUGUGCUGGCCACCAAACGUGCUCGCUUAAAACGGAAAACACGGUCCUUCUACGUGUCCUCUCCUGGCACCUCAGACUACCGCCCGUCCGAGAGAACUAUUAAAGAGGUUUAGAUGGAUGCUUUUUUUAAUGUUUAUUUUUGUUUUAUUGUAAUGCAUUUAUUUGUAUUCAAAAUCACAGGUUGUACGUGGUACAUUCUUACCUGAAUGCGCACAUCUGUUAUGUUCCAGCUGUUGCUGGAUUGCAGAUGUUUUCUCAUGUAUCUAUGUAGCUGUGUUUGGAUGUCUUGUAUAUUUCACUCCAAAUAGCAGCCCCAGGUGGAGGCUAAAGGAUGCAAGUUUAUUAUCUUUACUUUGUGUAAUGCUCCAGUAUGGACUUAAUUUUGUCAUUUUUAAACUUGGUGAAAAAUGGAGAUAAACUAAUUGGCUCAAAUGAAGAGUAGUAGCCCUUCUACAGGGUUUAGAAAACAAAUAACAUUAAAGUCGAGUACACAGUCUUUAAUGUGCAGUGCCAAGAACAACCAGGGGACAGUAUACCUAAAAGUGUCUACAAAGAUUCCCUGUGCUUAAUGUCGAUGUGAUUAAAGCUUUCUAUUUAAGAAGUUUUGAGAUUGGCGUCUCUAAAUCUGCUCACAUCUGUUAUAAUCAGGGGCUCACAUAACUUUUAACACUAGGCACGUUAGUACCAGCAGAAAUGGUGUGGUUCCUAAUUUAGGGGUCAUCAUCCAAGUCACUGUCUAGCUCCACCUCCUCCUCUGACAGUUCAACAGUGUCAAAUACCACAACAAUACUUUUUUAAAUGUUUAAGUAGGAGUCUCGAUUGCUGGUUAUUACAGUUCUUAACAAAUCAUAACGUAUUCUGGAUUGAUUUCAAUAUCAUACCACUAUAUUGCCGCUCUGGGGAUUCAAAAGCAAAAACCCAAACACUUCUUCACUUUAUUAGUGUUGUUGAACACAUUAGCUUGAUGGCAGAAUGGUGUUUAUAUAAGGACAUAACUGAGGGUGUAAAAUAUUAUUUUAAAAUGGUUAAGUAAAUGUAUUUUUUUAAACUCACAGCUUUCAAACAUCAAGACCUCUCUCACUCACUCUGUUUGGGAAGCAGAGUGUUAGCGAGCUUCCUUAAUGCCACACCCCAUAACUGCAUCUGUCUUCUCUGAAUGGACGGAUAAAUAGAGAUCCCUGCUAUCAUUGGUUGUUUCAAUUGCCCAUUAAAAUAAUUAUUGAUUUAUGAACUGGAGUGGUUUCAACUAUCACUCUCCAUUUUUUUAAUUAAAACUUGAAGCAGCCAAUAAUAUCGUUAGCAAGGGGGUCUAAUUAAAUUGGAACCCUCCCAGAGAUCACUGACGGAAUCCGGAGACCCUGAGUGAGUCAUCCCCUGCCAGUCAUGUGAUCAGGUAUGUCACACACAGAGAAGGCCGGAGAUAAUGCACCCCUUACAAUUCAAAAAACAUUGCUGACAUUUGUUCUCUUAUUUGUUGUGUUAUUUACUGCAUGUUUUCUGUAUAAUAUGUAUUAUGUAAUGCUACUCCAUAAUUAAAAAAAUGA